This is a messenger RNA of Myripristis murdjan (pinecone soldierfish), 1151 nucleotides long. RefSeq names its product exosome component 3 (gene exosc3). The record is from RefSeq and is a predicted model, not a curated record. The transcript has 4 exons. Gene Ontology annotation, molecular function: RNA binding. Gene Ontology annotation, cellular component: cytoplasmic exosome (RNase complex); nuclear exosome (RNase complex). NCBI's taxonomy places the organism in Eukaryota, Metazoa, Chordata, Actinopteri, Holocentriformes, Holocentridae. Gene Ontology annotation, biological process: poly(A)-dependent snoRNA 3'-end processing; TRAMP-dependent tRNA surveillance pathway; U4 snRNA 3'-end processing. The coding region runs from base 92 to 826 and encodes 244 amino acids.
UUUUCCUGUUUCCCCGUGUUGCGUUUAUUUCAGUCCCCCAAACAACACAUGUGUCGGUCAACACUGAACACAGUCUUAUUAAAAACAAGCCAUGUAUUCAUGCUUUAAAGAUAAAAUCGGGGAGGUUUUAUUACCCGGAGACGAAUUCUCCUUUGAGACAGAUGAGACCAUUUCGCUGACGGACACGGUGAAAGCGGAGAAGGUGGUCUGCGGGCCGGGGCUGCGGCGGAAUGGAGACCAGGUCCUGGUGUGUAAAAGCGGCGUCCUGCGACACAAACAGCCCAACAUGUUCUGGAUCGACUCCCAGCAGCGGAGGUACGUUCCAGCUAAAGGAGAGAGUGUGAUCGGCAUCGUCACGGCCAAGUCGGGCGACGUCUUCAAGGUGGACGUGGGCGGCAGCGAGCAGGCGACUCUGUCCUACCUGGCCUUCGAGGGAGCGACCAAGAGGAACCGACCCAACGUGCAGGUGGGCGACCUGGUCUUCUGUCAGUUCAUCAUCGCCAACAAGGACAUGGAGCCCGAGCUGGUGUGUAUCGACAGCGCGGGCCGGGCCAACGGGAUGGGAGUGUUUGGAGCCGGAGGAUUUCUCUUCCGAGUGUCUCUGGGGCUGGUGAGGAGGCUGCUGGCGCCGCGCAGUGACAUCAUCAGCGACCUGGAGAAGCUGCUGCCCUGCGAGCUGGUGGUCGGCAUGAACGGCCGCGUGUGGGUGAAGGCCGGCAGCGUGCAGCAGACGCUCGUCGUGGCCAACCUGCUGGAGAGCUGUGAGAACAUGACGGCGCCGCAGAGACAGGCGCUGUUCAGGAGGGUGGCACAGGGGGCGCUGUAGAGCCGCCGGGACGCAGCUCCGCCUCGGGGUCACCUGGACCGAGAGGAGGAAACCAGAGUCCAGCAGGUUUUAUAUCAACAUCGACGACGAGAAAACUGUUGAGCGCCCCGCCGACGUUUCAGCGACGCAGCAGCUGGAGCUCAAACCUCGACGAGCGCCGAGUCUCUGCAAACCCACAGCACGUUCAUUUGACUUCCUUCAGAAACAUGGGGAAAAAAUGAAAUGAGCAACUUAACCAGAAAUGACAUGAAAAUUUGUGAGAAAUCAGUAAAAAAUUAUAAGAAAAAAACGAAAAUGAAACAAAAGAAAUGAAAAAUUAGCACAA